AUGGGAGCCCAACAAUCCUCAGAAACCUCCAAUGCUGGUGGCCCAGCUCCCGUCGCAAAAACCUGUUACUACGAACUGCUCAGUGUUGAGCGUUCUGCUACAGACGACGAGAUCAAGCGAGCUUACCGCAGAAAAGCACUCGAGCUUCAUCCUGAUCGCAACAUCAAUGAUGUUGAAACCGCCACACGCCGCUUUGCCGAAGUUCAAACUGCUUACGAGGUCCUGUCUGACCCCCAAGAGAGAGCUUGGUACGAUUCGCACCGCGAUGCCAUCCUCAGUGGAAGAGACGGCGACGAUGAUGGACAACCUACUACGUUCCGCAAUGUGCGACUCACAUCCGCUGAGGAGAUCAUGGGCCUGAUCCGCAAGUUCAACGCUGCGGUACCCUUCGAUGACGAACCAACAGGUUUUUACGGAAUCUGCAGGGAAACCUUUGAACACUUGGCCAUGGAAGAGGAAGCUGCUGCUGACAACGACGACCUCGAUGUCCGGAAUUACACAACUUUUGGAUCCUCUGACGAUGACUACGAGGAUGUUGUGAAACCAUUUUACACCGCAUGGACUGGCUUCGCAACCGUCAAGUCGUUCGCGUGGAAGGAUAAAUAUCGACUUUCCGAUGCCCCCGAUCGUCGUGUCCGCCGUUUGAUGGAAAAGGAAAAUAAGAAAAUGCGGGAGGACGCCAUUCGCGAGUUCAAUGAUGCUAUCAACUUCCUCGUCGGCUUCGUGCGCAAACGAGACCCCAGAUACCUGCCCAAUUCGCAGACCCAAGACGAGCGCCAGGCUUCCCUGCGAAAUGCUGCUGCGGCCCAGGCCGCUCGGUCCCGUGCUGCGAACCAGGAACGCAUGGCAUCAUUCGAGGUUCCCGAAUGGGCCCAGGCUCGAUCCGACGACAAUGGAGCAGAAGGGGGGUUUUCAGAAUCUGAAGAGGAAUCAGAGGUUGAGAUUCUGGAGUGUGUCAUAUGCGACAAGUCGUUCAAAAGCGAGAAGCAGCUUGAAGCGCACGAGAAGAGUAAGAAGCACAUCAAGGCUGUUCAACAACUGCGUCGACAGAUGAAGCGCGAAGGUGCUGAGCUGGAGCUUGAUGGGGUAUCAUCACCAUAUGAGGCAAAUGCGAACAAGCAAACAGAUGCUGCAGCGCAGAAAGAUGAUGUGAAAGAGGAGUCGCUUGGAUCGACUCAAGGUGGAAUUGUAUCACCUUCUCCAGCGGAAUCGUCCCUUGCCGCGACACCUGCCGAGUCUGCAGACGCAUCAGACGACACCGACUACGCGCCCAGGGACAUUGUCGAGGAGAGAAUAGCUUCAGCCAGCAAACUCAAAACUACUAGCGAUGUUACUAAUGAAGACGAUGAACUAUCAGUAUCAGUGCAGGAUCUGUCGGUUGAUGAGCCUGCGCAGGGCAAGAAGGUCGGCAAGGCCAAGGCCAAGCGCGCCAAGAAAGCUGCGGCUGCACAGUCGCAGAAAGAAGAACCACAGUGCGGAGUUUGUGGGGAGACUUUCGCUUCUAGAACCAGGCUGUUCGUCCAUAUUCGAGAGGAAGGACAUGCAGAGCUGAAAUCGGUGACUGGUGGAGGCAAGAAGAAGAAAAGGUGA
Fusarium mangiferae is the source of this 1590-nucleotide messenger RNA. RefSeq names its product related to dnaJ-like proteins. Gene Ontology annotation, cellular component: cytoplasm. The transcript is spliced from 3 exons. The record is from RefSeq and is a predicted model, not a curated record. The coding region runs from base 1 to 1590 and encodes 529 amino acids. Gene Ontology annotation, molecular function: zinc ion binding; nucleic acid binding. NCBI's taxonomy places the organism in Eukaryota, Fungi, Ascomycota, Sordariomycetes, Hypocreales, Nectriaceae.